AUGGGCGACGCCACAAGUGACAAAAAGGUGAUUGGGAACAUAUUGGAACGUCUCCCUGGAAAGUUCCCGCGCGCAACCAUUCCCGAUGGUGUUGAUCCAACCACAGUUGCGUUAUCCGUCAUUCAGGCCUUCCCAGAUUUGCGGGAUGGCGACUUCACAGACGAUGCGAUAUGGCGAGACAUCUAUGCACUCACAGGUACGAUGAGGACUUUUUACUCGGGCACCACCGUAUCCAGCGUAUGGACACAACUAGCCAAGAAGCAUAAUGUUUCUUCAGCAAAGGUUGUUCCAGGGUCACCCCGUGUGGUUCGUCAUGACGACCAGCAAUCAGCUUGGGUAGAAUGCAGGUUCGUGUUCACCACCUCGAAACCAGCAACUGAGUGCUCGGGUUUUCUCUCCCUGGUGCCGCAUGCCGAUGGACAAUGGAAGAUCUGGAUUCUAAGGACAAUUCUUGAGCAACUCUCAGGGCAGCCGAACGUCGACACACUUGAGGAAUGUCAAUACUUGGAGUUUGAAGCAGCCAACAGAGCCAAUCCAGAAGACGAUGUCUUUCAGGGAAUAGUUGUCAAUGGAACCAACGGUCAUAAGGAGAACUUCCAUUUUCAAGCCGUCAUUAUCGGUGGUGGACAGGCGGGGUUAAGCACUGCUGGACGCUUACAGGCUUUGGGCGUCUCUUACGUUGUCCUUGAGAAGAACAAACAAGUCGGCGAUGCCUGGCGCUUAAGAUAUGAUUCUGCGAAGCUUCAUACAAUUCGCGAGUAUGCGCAUCUGCCGUUUGGUCGUACCUUUGGUCCCGAGUACGACGAGUAUCUCACGAAAGACGAUCUAGCUGACGGACACCGAAAAUGGGCGGAGAAAUAUUGUAUUAAUGUCUGGUUGGCAACAACAGUAAUGUCCGCACGCUGGGAUGAGCUAAGUGGACUUUAUUCGCUACGCGUCCGGCGGAACGACGACGUGCUGGAGAUAUCGGCGAAGCAUGUCAUCUUCGCGACAGGAGCCGGGUCUCAGACUCCUUCAAUGCCUCAACUUCCGGGGCGGGAUAAUUACCAAGGCAUUGUCAUGCAUUCAGCUGAUUAUAGAUCGGCGGACAAAUGGAAAGGUAAGUCUGGAGUGGUCGUUGGCACAGCAAAUACAGGUCAUGAUGUCGCCGAUGAUAUGGUCGAAGCCGGCAUGAGAGUGACAAUGGUCCAAAGAGGUCGCACAUACGUGCUUCCGGUCGAAUACAUCGAGGGAGGCUAUAAAGCGGUAUACAAUGACAAGAUGCCGACUGAGGUGAGCGAUCGAGUCAUGCUCACGAAUCCUGUCUCUAUCAGCCGCAUUGUCUCAUCGAAAGCGUUUCACGCUAUGGCACGAGCACAACCGGGAAGAUGGGCUGCUCUUGAAAAAGCCGGGUUCAAAGUUGACCCUUAUGGCGAUAUUCAGCAUGCCAUAAAUGUCCGUCUGGGUGGUCAUUACAUCGACAUUGGCACUUCGGCGAAGAUUGCCAAAGGUUUGAUCAAGAUAAAAUCCGACGCCCUCCUAACAGGAUACACAGCAAAUGGGCUGGUGUUCUCCGAUGGAUCCGAAGUCAAGGCCGACGUGAUCGUAUUUGCAACAGGAUUUGUCGGAAAUCUACGCCAGCACGUGGAAGAAAUCUUUGGAAAGGAGAUCGCUGACCGCGCUGGAGACUGUUUUGGCCUGAACGAAGAAGGAGAGAUUUUAGGAGCGUUCAAACCUUUGAAGCAACCCGGACUAUGGUAUAUCGGUGGAACACUGGGACAUGCGAGAUUCUAUUCCCGAUUUGUCGCUCUCUCCAUCAUGGCGGAAGUUAUCGGUACUCCUUUGCCAGUAUACACAGACUGCCAGUACAAGUUGCACUGA
Exophiala dermatitidis NIH/UT8656 is the source of this 1860-nucleotide messenger RNA. RefSeq names its product dimethylaniline monooxygenase (N-oxide forming). The coding region runs from base 1 to 1860 and encodes 619 amino acids. Lineage: Eukaryota; Fungi; Ascomycota; Eurotiomycetes; Chaetothyriales; Herpotrichiellaceae. Gene Ontology annotation, molecular function: flavin adenine dinucleotide binding; monooxygenase activity. The transcript is spliced from 3 exons. The record is from RefSeq and is a predicted model, not a curated record.